AUGACCACGCUACAACCGUCUGCUCACAAUCCGUUUCGCUCUAAUCAACAGACGCCAGCGAAUACAGGAUCUCAGGUCCCUUCAUCGCCGCCUCCGCCACCGUUCACUGAUUCACCAUCGACUGCACCAAGUGCAUCCGCAGUCUCGGGUACAGCUCCACAAAGCAACGGACACGCCUCCGAUCCUCCUGCAGAGUCGUCUCAAUCGAAUGCUAGACAACAGAAUCCAGAUGCAGAUGACUUUGGCUUAGACACAGAGCUUCCACCGGCGUACACUCCGGCGGCGGACACGUAUCAUGGAGAAGCUACGAUCGAGUAUGGUCCAAUACGGCCUUUCCAGAGGCCUCCUCCUGCUCCGCGUAUCCAACCACACCUAGUCCCACAGCCAACUGGACAAUCCGUUGCCUCAUCCACUAGUUGGGCUCAAACACCAAGCGUCACAAGCACUCCGUCACGGCGCGCUAGGGGGCCUAUAUCAUUACUCUCUGAUCUAGCGGGCGAGUUAGAGCGGCAGUUAACUACACCCCCGUUACAGCCGUCACAUACUGGCCGAUCAUGGAAUGCAUACCCAGGCCAACAGCAAUCGUUCCAGCGCCCGAGUUAUGCACCAGUGACUCCCAACCAUACAGGUUAUAGACCCCCUCCGCCUCCCCGACACCCCUCAGAACAACUUCAUGCGCGAUCUGUUUCUUCCCCCGCUACAUCACCAACUCUUCACCCUCCUCCUCCACCUGAGGCUGCGACUUCAGAUUUUGCUCGCGAUUUCUACGCCGCUGGUUCGGACGUCUCAGUGGUAACUGAACCGACGGGAAACGUAAAUAUUAACGCGUCCCAUUCAACGCCUAAUUUACAAUCGCCCCCGGGGGCGUACCCGCCACCGCCUGGACCACCUCCCGGACGAUCUGGUUUAUACCCCCCACCAUCGGGUCCCCCGCCUGGCUCACCAAGCCAGUAUGCCCCCCCUUCCGGCCCACCUCCGCCGCUUCCACAGAGGCCUCGCACGACGUCCCCGACGCCUGGCUCAUCAUCGGGGAGUGGAUCUCGCCCAAAUGAUGGGCGUCCCACGCAAGUGCCUACACCAGGGCAUCCUUUAAUGCGCGACGGCAAAGUCCUCGUGUAUCCCAACGGCUACGUUUGCGACAAAUGUAACAACACGGGGUUCAAACAUUCUGACCCUCUAAAUCCAUGUAAGAAAUGCUGGCAGAAAUUUGCCAAACUAUUUUCAGGGCCGUUGACUUGGGCGUCGUGGGGUGCUGACGAGGGCACCAAUGAUUCGACGCUGCGUCGCUCAGCGACGUCGGCUGUACCGCGGCUAAAGAGGAAUACGACUCACAGUACCACUCUUCAGCGACCUCUCCCUAAUUUCACAUCGCCACGCGCACGGUCUUCCUACCCAGAACCCCAAGGCCCAUCGAUGUCUAGCGGUGGCCCAUACAUCAAUGCCCCACAGAACAUCGUACCUGCACAAGUAUACUCCACCUUCCCAUCAUCAUCCCAUCAUCAAGGGAACACCCUCGCAGUACUUCCCGGCGACCCACGAAUAGGUGGACAACUUUGUUGGAAUUGUUCCGGAAGGGGAUUGAAGAGUGUUCUCGGAGGCUUGCUGGGUGAAGAAGAAUGCUUCGUGUGUAAAGGUGUCGGAAGAGUGUUUUGA
Messenger RNA from Pleurotus ostreatus (oyster mushroom), 1653 nucleotides. RefSeq lists its product as uncharacterized. The transcript is spliced from 3 exons. Gene Ontology annotation, cellular component: cytoplasm. NCBI's taxonomy places the organism in Eukaryota, Fungi, Basidiomycota, Agaricomycetes, Agaricales, Pleurotaceae. Bases 1 to 1653 code for a protein of 550 amino acids. The record is from RefSeq and is a predicted model, not a curated record.